Messenger RNA from Paramacrobiotus metropolitanus, 990 nucleotides. RefSeq names its product 5-hydroxytryptamine receptor 1D-like. NCBI's taxonomy places the organism in Eukaryota, Metazoa, Tardigrada, Eutardigrada, Parachela, Macrobiotidae. Bases 1 to 990 code for a protein of 329 amino acids. The record is from RefSeq and is a predicted model, not a curated record. Gene Ontology annotation, cellular component: membrane; dendrite. The transcript has a single exon. Gene Ontology annotation, biological process: chemical synaptic transmission; G protein-coupled receptor signaling pathway, coupled to cyclic nucleotide second messenger. Gene Ontology annotation, molecular function: G protein-coupled serotonin receptor activity; neurotransmitter receptor activity.
AUGCCGAACGUUUCGGCUUCCAUUACAGUGCAGCAUCUUUCCAAUAUUUCAAGCAGCUACGAAUGGUCCUUCACGCCGGUCAGUGAGAUUAUCAUUUCACCCAUCUCGGUUCUACUAAAUUCCUACUGCCUCUUUCUCUUCCUAACCAACAAAAAACUUCACACCGCUUUUAACGUGUAUCUGGGCAACCUGCUCUUCGCCAACCUCAUGUACACCAUUCUGAACAAUCCACUGGGCAUCAUCAACGGAUUAUACCGUAUAUGGCCACUGGGCACCACCGCCUGCAAUGUCUACACAUAUUCCUUAUCCGCAUUCGGCGCCAUGACGGUCAACUCGCAUGCCUUCAUCACUCUUAACCGCCUGUGGGCCGUGACCUUUCCUAUCAACUACAGGAAGCAUCACGGCAUUCGCACAUCGUUGUUCACCGUGUUUUUGUUGUGGAUUUAUGUGCACUUGAUUUGUUUACCGGGGAUCGUUAUCGAUGCUCGGUAUUUUCGAUUGGCCUUUGACAAAAAUCGCUGUAUUCUAAACGGAUCGGCUCAACCAGUGUGGAAUAAUAUUGUGCAGUUUGUGCUAUACGUCGGUCCGGUGUGCAUCAUCUUGAUCACUUAUCCUUACGUGUUUGUCAGAGAGAGGCAACGCAGGCCGAUACGCUUUUCAGUAUCGGUGCGGAGCGCCCGCGUCGCCAAACCAACGCCGGAUGUGUCAGCAGGGAAGACGGCAGUCGUUCCCGCAAUGUCCUCGGCCGGAAGAAAUUAUGCUUUUACCGUAAUGACGCUCCUGACUGCAAGCAUUCUUAUAUGUUGGGUACCGAAUGUCACCUAUUAUACUGUUACGGGCUUUACCGGGACCCAUAACCACUCGACGCUGCUUGCUGUUACGCUGUUGUUUGCUUUACAGUCCGUAAUGGAUCCGAUCUUAUUUGUACUGGCAUUAGGCGACCUUCGGCUGGCGUUUUUCUCCCACUGUGUGUAUCAAAAGCGUAAUUAG